This is a messenger RNA of Neocloeon triangulifer, 5242 nucleotides long. It is a transcript of the gene Vps15, whose product is annotated as phosphoinositide 3-kinase regulatory subunit 4. Gene Ontology annotation, biological process: late endosome to vacuole transport; macroautophagy; protein targeting to vacuole. The transcript is spliced from 24 exons. The coding region runs from base 115 to 4122 and encodes 1335 amino acids. Gene Ontology annotation, molecular function: ATP binding; protein binding; protein serine/threonine kinase activity. Lineage: Eukaryota; Metazoa; Arthropoda; Insecta; Ephemeroptera; Baetidae. The record is from RefSeq and is a predicted model, not a curated record. Gene Ontology annotation, cellular component: phosphatidylinositol 3-kinase complex, class III, type I; nucleus-vacuole junction; late endosome.
UUCGUAUCAAAAUACAGUCCGACAGCUGAAAAAAGAAAAUGUCAAGCAAAGAAGAAUCUUCUGCAACUUUUCUUGCGGAAUUCAAUUAAGAUCGACGCCGAAUAAGUUUGAAAAAUGGGCAACCAGUUGGUGGGCAUCGCCCCCUCGCAGAUUUUCCCCGUCGAACACUACCUGACCGAGUUAAAUGACGUGCAGUUCGACGUCAAUUUGGGCAGUACGCGGUUUCUCAAGGUGGCCCGAGCAAAGUCCCAGGAAGGUCUGGUCGUGGUCAAGGUCUUUGCCAUCCACGAUCCGACCCUGCCUCUGGCCACGUACAAGACCAAACUGGAGGACAUCAGAAGUAAACUGGCCCUUUCUGUCAAUUGUCUCCCUUUUCAAAAAAUCAUGCUCUCUGAAAAAUCGGGGCUGAUGUUCAGAGAAUACGUCAAGUGCAGUUUGUACGACCGGAUCAGUACCAGGCCCUUUUUGUGCCAAAUUGAGAAAAAAUGGAUUGCGUUCCAAGUCAUCUACGCUGUGCACCAAUGCCACAAGCUGGGGGUUUGUCAUGGUGACAUCAAGUUGGAGAAUAUCAUGAUUACAAGUUGGAACUGGGUCUUGCUGACUGACUUUGCUCCCUUCAAACCAACCUAUCUGCCAGAAGACAAUCCAGCAGACUUUUCUUACUUCUUCGACACUUCCCGCAGACGAACCUGUUACAUUGCACCCGAGCGUUUCAUCAAAACCCUUUCCUCUGAGGUGGGCAGCCAAUUAAUCCUGCCUGAGGAGAAUCUGAAACGAGGUGACCUGGUGCCCUCGAUGGACAUUUUCUCUAUGGGAUGUGCCCUGACGGAGCUUUUUUCCGAAGGGCAACCUCCAUUUGACUUUUCUCAGUUGUUGGCCUACAGAAGUGGAGAGUACAGUCCGUCAAAGCUUAUUGAAAAGCUGGAAGAUGAGGAUAUUAGAGGUUUGCUUCGGACCAUGAUGGAGAAAGAUCCAAACCAAAGGCUGUCGGCUGAAGUGAUUCUUUCUCAGCAGAGGGACAAACUUUUCCCUGAAUACUUCUACAGCUUCCUCCAGUCCUACAUGCUAAUGUUCUCUACUGCUCCAAUCCUUUCACCAGACGAGAAGAUCUCAAGACUGACCAAGGACAUUAAGAAUGUGAUCAAACUCCUAAAGGAAAAUGAAGGCGGGUCAGACGGAUUGGUCAUCAUCACCUCCCUGGUCACUUCGUGUGUUCGAGGCUUGCACCACUGCUCCUCAAAACUGCAGUCACUUGAAAUUCUGAUGGACCUUGCAGAAAGUGUCUCAUCUGAAACCAUUCUUGACAGAAUCAUUCCAUUUAUUUUUUGUUUGGUCGAGGACAAUGAGCCUAGAGUUAGGGUUGCUGCCAUCAACACCCUUGCAAACUGCCUCAGCGCUGUUACUCAAGUUCCUUGCAGUGAUGCUAACGUAUUCCCUGAAUACAUUCUUCCGAAUUUGUCAAAUAUUUAUCAAGACGAGUCGGUGUUAGUUAGAGCGGCCUAUGCAGCUAGAAUUUCUGAAUUGGCAGAAACAGCUUUGAGGUUUUUGGAGCAAAGUCAGCAACAUCCAGUGGCAACUAUGGCUGAGGGAAACAGACCUAGUUAUGAAACAGAGUUGAACACUUUGACUGAAAUGAUUCAACAUACCGUAGAGCGCCUGUUGAAGGACCCUGAUAACCUUGUCCGACAAACCUUGCUGGAAAACGGAAUCACAAGACUUUGCGUCUUUUUUGGCAAACAAAGAGCCCAUGAUAUUUUGCUCUCUCACAUGGUCACUUUCCUCAAUGAGAGGGAAGAUAAGCACUUGCGUGGCGCCUUCUUCGACAGCAUAGUUGGAGUCGCUUCUUACGUAGGUUGGCACGGGACAACUGCUCUCUUACCAUUACUCCAACAGGGCUUGACUGAUCCUGAGGAGUUUGUGAUGGUGAAGGCUGUUGACGCUGUGACAUCAUUAACCGAGUUGGGCCUAAUUUCAAAACUAAACUUGUAUGACAUGUUGCACGACAUGGUCAGUUACCUUGUCCACCCCAGCCUGUGGAUCAGACAGUGUGUUGUCGGAUACAUUAGUGCUGUUGCUCGCAAGUUAGAUUUGAUUGACGUCCAUUGCAAAGUCCAAUUACUGAUAAAGCCCUACCUGAGCAACAGUCUUAUUCAAGUAGAUAAAGAGCACUUGCUGCUAAGCGCUUUGAAGCCACCGAUUCCAAGAAUAGUCUAUGAUAGCGUCAUCAGGUGCAAUGACAUUGCUCUUUUCUUUCAAACUCUAAGAGAACGGAAGAUGAAUAGGGAGAAGUUAAAGGCAGGACAUAUGCCUUCUCUUCAAGAGACCCAGAAACAACCUUUAUCAACCCUUUUCAGAAGACUUGUUUCAGAGGGCAUGACUGAUUCAGUAGAGGAGUUCCUGUUGAUCAUGGCAGAUCAUUUGACUAAAAUCAAUCAAAGAAAGAGCAACUUGGAUGGCAAGACAACACCAAAACAAUAUUCCGAUGGCAAAGUCAAUCUUGCAGCUCUCAACAUCCAGAAAAAUUCCAUGAGCUUAUUUCACGCAAACAAAGGAGAUCCUCAGAAGGCUCGGGGUAAAAAGUUAGACCUUCAGUAUCUGCCUUCAAGUGAAGACUGGCGGCCAAUGUACAGCUCUGAGCCACAAAAUAUAUCGGUCAAAAUGACAGAGUCGGCUAGUGUAUCACCAUCCAGUAACCAUUCGGGAGGAACCUUGGCCUCGCCUCUGAUGGACAGUGCAGUUCAUUUGGUUUCUUCGCAAAAAGAAAUCGAGCACAGUAUUCAAGAAAAGUCGUUCAUUCAAUAUCGUUGCGCUCCUUGUAAGUCGGAAUUGCGAGAGUUGCUCGCUAGAAAGCAAGAGCAAUUUGUCGAGGCGUGCAAAGGCAUGGGUGUUGCUGAGUGGUGCAUGGAACAGCCCCUAGCCUGGGAACUUCGGAACAUUCCACCGCCUGGGUGGAGACUUCGAGGCCUUCUUGUGGCCCAUCUCCAUGAACACACAAGCUCUGUUAAUAGAGUUGUGACAGUUCCCGAGUCCACCUGCUUUGCAAGUUGUUCUUCCGACGGCUGGCUGAGGCUGUGGGACUGCGCCAAGAUGGAGGGCAAGAAUGUUGCAAACAAGUCUGUCCAAACCUACCAUCAGCUCGGAGGACCUCUCGUAGGUCUCGCCUCUUGUGAGGGGAAUCUUUCCCUGGCCAGCGCUUCACAAAAUGGCUCAGUUUUUAUUGCAAGAAUGGGUCUUGGAAGCAGCAAAAUGAUUGUAACUCAGUCAAGACAGCUGGACCUAAACGAAGAAGGCUGUGCCGUCGAUGUCAAUUAUUACGACUCUGGUUCUCAAUCAGUCAUUGUCUACGCAACAAUGUAUGGCUCUAUAAUCGGCUGGGACUUGCGGAGCCCUAACAUUGCUUGGAAAUUAGACAAUGACCUCAAACAUGGCGUCAUAACAUCCUUUUGUGUGGACUCAAGACACAGUUGGCUCACUCUGGGUACAAGCAGUGGUUACCACAUUUGCUGGGAUUUGAGAUUCCAACUGCCUCUCUCCACAGUGCCCCAUCCAAAUGGUGCCAGAGUACGCAGACUUGCCAAACACCCAACUGAAUCUUCAUGGGUUUUGUCUGCCGUUCAAGGCAACAAUGAAAUUUCCAUGUGGAAUAUGGAGACCGGAUUCAGACAGGUCGUGCUGUGGGCCAGUCACACCCCUCCUCUGUCUCAGACUCAGAUGUCGCCUCACUCUGUCUGCGGAAUGUACACUGGAUUAGCUGACAGAGGUGCACCAUUCCUGCUGGCCGGUGGAUCGGACAUGCGAGUCCGAUUCUGGGAUUUGGAAGCACCCUCUGACUCUUUCAUUCCCAUAACUGCUGCCAAUGAACAUAUUCCCCAAGGCGGUGUUUCUUACAAAUCAAGACCUAUUGAUGGAACAAACGUAGUGCAAGAAGUGAUCUCGAAGCACAUUUCUCGCAAUGCAGUUGGCACUCGAGUGGUCGGCUCUGAAGCAGACGCUCCUCGGCCGGGACCAGAACAGCCUGCGUCCGGACACCACGACUGGAUCAGUGACAUUACAAUGUGCCAGGCGUCGCAACACUUUAUGGUUACAGGCUCCAGAGAUGGAGUAAUCAAAGUUUGGAAGUGAAAAAGGGUAACAUGUGAUAAUUAGGAAAGAACAAAUUAAUUUUAAUAAUUUUUAAAGGACCAAAAUUGUUAUUUCGUAUUAAUAGUUGGAUUUUUAUGAUGCCUCGGUUGGAUUUGAUUGAGAGAUCACUUUAUUAUUAAUACACUAAGUAUGCGGAAAAAAGCGAAUUUUAUUUUGCAAUUCAAGUCUAGGGUUAACGAACGGGGAAUUUUCCGUCUCAGGGGACAAAGGAUGGGGAAUCUUGGAGGAAUGUGCAUGUGGCGCAGAGCCAAAAAAGUGAAUUCAAGGGCGUGGGAAGUAAGUGGCUCGAAUGCAAAACUUAUUUAGUUGGUUUCGCAUGCAAAACUGAGGUAAAAGUUUAAAUUAACACAUGCAAAGUUUGAACCUUUGUCCUCUGGGGGAGAGUUUACUUGUUUGCGGAAUUCAUUUCCAACAACAAACAACUUCUUGCUCUCUCUCUCUACGGUUUUAGGAUCUUUCUUUUCACACGUGUAAAAGAGAUAGUGAAUUUUGCACUUUGCAAACAGUUUGUCAAGUGUGCCUCUUUGUUGGCAAGAGAAGAUGCUGUUGAAUGAGUUAUACGCAAAAACUUUAAAUAUUCAGUGAAAAUCUUCUCUAGUUUCUGCACAAAAGUUUGUAUUGUUUUGAGUGUUACAACUUUUGUACACAAUCCAGCAGUUUACCCGUCUCGCGCGCAUUUCAUUACAAAGUUUUCUCGGCUGUGGCUCACUAUUGAAGUUGGCAAGCUACGGAUGUCGUUCGAUGGAGAUUGAAAUAAUUAAAAUUAAAGAGCAGCAACUUUUAAUAACAUAGGGUGUCAAAGAUAAGCAUUGUUUAUUCUAUUCGUAAUUCAACUCACAAGCUUAAUUUUUCAUUCAUUUUACUUACGGAGAUGAAACUUUUAAUGCAGCAUUGCGCUUUUCAUGCGCAUAAAUUGAUGGUUGAGUUCGGUGAGUUCCUCAGUUAUUCCUUAUUAUUUCACUUAAGAGAAAUAAAAUGUUUCAUUUGAAGAAAAUUAAAAAAAAAAUUAUUUAUAGUAUAUUACAAGUGUUAUAUCUGUUUAAAUAUAGAAAGUCUUUAUUUUACUCUGUUAAUCUCUGGUAAAAAAGUUUGGCAAAAG